UGAUCAUGUAAUGAAGUGAAAUGACUGAAAUGGGAGAGCACCUACACUUAGGUUAGGCCAAAGACCCCUCUACUCUUUACCUAUAUUCAAUGUUAAUUUUUAAUUUUUAAUUUUGUUAUUGUGUAGCCCUGGUAAUUUAGAGAAAAGUGUAAUUCGCGUAAUCUCUAGUUACCAUCAUUGUUAUCAUAAAUAAAAUGUUGCUACUAAGAAGGAGACGGAGUUUUGUGAAUUGUGAAGUAGUAUAAUUAUUUAUAAAUUGUGUUAUAACUUAAGACAAAGUGAUAUAAACAAUGUUGCAGCUGCAAACUUUUUGUAAGACACUGUUCCUGUUGAUUAUAUUAAGCGGAGCUCGCGGAUUUAAUUUAGAAGAUAGAGACCCUUUGGUUAAGAAAGCACCAAUAGAUCAACAAGGGUCCUAUUUUGGUUUUAGUGUAGCCCAACAUGGAACAGGGGAUUUAAAUAACAAUGUUGGUGAUAAUACGUACUGGAUGCUAGUAGGUGCUCCCUUAGGAAAAAAUCUACAACCAUUCACAAAUCAUUCAGGUGCUUUGUUUAAAUGUCCAAUCUCUAAAGAUGAUAAUGACUGUAUUCAAAUAGAAACUGAUGGAAAACGAAUCGAAGACUUCGAUUAUGGUGAUGAGGAAAUAGAUGAGUCGCAAUUAAAACCGCCUGGAACAGACGAAAUAAAAAAUGGACAGUGGUUGGGAGUCACAGUGAAGUCUCAAAAACCAGGCGGUAUUGUCUUAGUUUGUGCACACAGAUAUAUCAAAAGUGAAAAUCUAGCAAAGUUUCAUUACGGACAAGGUUUAUGUUACUUACUAGAUAAAGAUUUGAAUACAUAUGAAAGUUUAUUACUUUGUAAAGGUAGACCUAUGGAAAAGCUGCAUCAGCAGUUUGGUUUCUGCCAAGUGGGGACCAGCGCUUCAUUCGUUGGUGAAGAUUUUGCUUUAAUGGGCUCCCCAGGACCGUACACUUGGAGAGGCACAAUAUUCGGACAAAUAGUUAUCGGUGAAUACCUAAAUAGGGAUAAAACAAUAUACCACGGUCCUUUUGGUGAUAUAGAUUUGAUUGAAAAGUACAGCUACCUAGGUAUGAGCGUCGGAGGAGGACAUUUCUUUAGUAAAAAAGAAUAUACCUACAUUGCUGGGGCACCGCGAUCAAAAAUGGUAGGACAAGUUUAUUUCUUCAAAAAAGAGAAUACUAAUGAAGAGUUUAAUACUUCACUGAUUUUAACUGGUGAACAAUUUGCAGCUAGUUUCGGUUAUGAAUUACUUGCUACUGAUAUUAAUAACGAUGGAUAUGAUGAUUUAUUAGUUGGAGCUCCAUUUUAUUACAGUGACCGUAAGGGUGGUGCUGUCUAUAUUUAUUAUAAUAUCAAAGAGUGUACUCAAGAUAAUUGCCAGUGGGAUAAAGUUUUGUAUGGUAAAACACAAUCUAGAUUCGGAUUUUCAAUGACUUCACUCGGUGAUAUAAAUAAGGAUGGUUAUAAUGAUAUUGCUAUAGGAGCUCCAUACGAAGAUGAUCAUGGUGCUAUAUAUAUUUACUUAGGAUCAAGUAAUGGUAUCAGUGAUGAACCGUCUCAAAUUAUAAAGGAAAAGCAAAUAAAAACGCUGGGUUACUCUUUAAGUGGAGGUCUCGAUAUGGACAACAAUGGUUAUCCGGAUUUGCUAGCAGGUGCUUUUGAAUCCGACCGAGUACUAUUCUUCAAAACUCGUCCAAUUAUUGAUAUAAAAAUUGUAGUAAAGAGUGAGGAAUUAAAGAAUAUCAAUUCUACUAAAAAAGGUUGUUCCCACUCGCCUAGAAGCAAUUCUACAUGUUUUUCAUUCAGCACAUGCUUCUCAGUGGUUGGUAGUAUUAAACAGAAAUUUAACGUCAUUUAUAACAUAGCGGAAGAAAAGAAAAUUGUUAACAGAAUUUGGUUAGUAGACAAUGAGCAUCCAGAUAAGCGAAGCCCAUCGAAAACUAAAAUAGUUACUGUUAAUGGAUCUUCUGGACUCUAUUGUCAGGAUGAAACUGCAAACAUUAAAGAAGGUAUUAACGAUAUAUUAUCACCAAUCAAAUUUCGAGUUAAUUAUACUUUAGAAAACGAUUCCUUCCAUACUCCAAUUCUAAACAAAACAUCUGUAAAACUUAUUACGGCAACUUUCCAGAAAGAGUGUGGUGCAGAUGAUACUUGUGAAAGUAACUUAACAUUGAGUGCAGGAACAGACUUGUCUCAAGAUGAAACAGGUGCUUAUAAAAUUAACAAGAUUAAUGAAGAUUUUAUCCUGGAAGUGAACGUUUCAAAUACCGGCGAAUCAGCUUACGAAGCAAAACUAUUUGUUAUAUAUCCGAAAACUUUAAGCUACAUCGCUUUAAAAAACGACAGAAACAUAUCUGAUAGCGUAAAAUGUUUCUUCACCAAUGAAACUUUAGUAAUUUGUGAUAUUGGAAAUCCUCUACAAAAAGAUGCAAAAGUUAAUCUUAAACUACGAUUUGAAAUUUCUAAAGACAGUAAAGAUCAACAAAUUCUUUUGAGCUCCUUUGUGAAUUCCACUUCAACGGAACUAUCCAAGAAAACUUCGCAAACUGUCGUGGCGAUUUUGCAAAAAAUUGCCAAGUUCCAAAUUAGAGGGAAAGCUUCUUCGAAUUUGUUUUAUGGUGGAAGAGUUAUUGGCGAAUCUGCGAUUAAUCAUUUGGAUGAAGUCGGUGCCAGGGUUAUUCACAAAUAUCAAAUCGAUAAUAAUGGUCAGUGGGAUUUAUUAAACGUAAAGGUUUCCAUCAAAUGGCCAUUACAAGUAUCACCAGGACCGGCUCGUCCAAACAGACCAGGCAAAUGGCUGCUUUACCUAGAAAGUUUACCGCAAUUAUACGGAGUCAACAUAGAAGGUUAUUGUACAUUAUUAGGAGACACGAAACCUAAUGAACUAUCGCUUAACAUGUCUAAAGGCCAUGAUGAACCUGAAAACCUGAUGAUGUCUAACGAAUUUGACGAAUUUAACCAAACAACCCAUUAUAGAAGAAAAAGGAGUGCAAACUAUGUGGUACCGCAUAAUAUAACCGAACGAGGUGGGAAAAAGAGAAAAAUAGUAAUUAUGGAUUGCUAUUCAGGAACUGCCAAAUGCAUAGAUAUAUCUUGCACGAUAAGAAAGUUAACUAAAGAAAAUCAAGCCGAAAUAGAUAUAAAAUCUAGAAUUUGGAAUUCUACUUUAGUUGAAGAUUACAGCAAUUUAGAUUGGGUGGUAAUAAGAUCAACAGCAACUGUUGACAUUGAAGAUAAAUCGUUCAAUAUCAGUAGUGAAUCGAUAACGGAAUUUUCAGCAGAAACUAUCGCUUAUCCAGAAAUAGUUUCAGGCGAUACGGAAUUGAAUUGGGUCGUUAUCGGAGGUGCAGUUUUUGUGGGAUUAUUCCUUUUAAUUUUUCUUAUAUUCAUUCUGUAUAAAUGCGGAUUCUUUAAAAGAAAACGGGUUAGUAAAGAUCCGACGUUAUCGGGUAAUUUACAAAAAAAGGGAGAAGCCGAUCACCUACUUAAAGAGUAGGCAAUUUGUACUUAAAACUACGAAUAUCAUUUCCCGAAAUGUACUGCCUUGAAAGAGCAGAGAGGUACUUAAAACACUUCCAUGUAAAAAAAACCUAGAAACUAUAUUUUUUAUUAAAUAUAUUAUAUUGUUAUUUUUAAGCAACGAAAUAUUUCAAAGCUGUAUUAGUUAUUUUUGAAACAAAUGUUAUAUUUUUGUUAGUCGGUAGAAAUAAGCACAAAAUCAAAUCGCUUACGUUUAGUUUCAUGCGCUAAAUUUUCCUACAACCGUUCGCUGCAAGUGAGUGAAAUUAAUUUUGGCAGCUCAAGUGUGUAGAAGGUAAGCCACUCGAGUACACUUUCUCGGAUUUUUCCCAAGAUCUGGGGAAAUUUGUAGAAUAUAUCUGGCAACAUCGCACUGCAUGAAUCGAUGGUAAGUACGCCUAAUAAAUAACUAAUUAGAUGUUUCGUUGAGGAUUUAUCUAGAUAAAUCUAGACCAAUAUAGAGUGAUAAAAUGUUAUUUACCCAUAUUAUAUUUAUUAAAAUAAUAUAACGUUAUGGUUCCAUUUACUUGUUCCAAUUAUAAUUUGGCAGUGCGUCCCUGGUGUUCAAUAUAUUUUACGUUAGUUGAUGUUGCUGGCCGACAGAUUCAAUAGUUAUUACGCCCUGAAUUUACGUAUUCGGACGGUCGGAUCGGGAGACUUCGUCCCGCUUGUAGGUGUCAGAUACGGAAUUUUUACAUGUAAGGGGUACAAAAAUUUCAGUCUUGUUAUUUUGAGCAUGGGGUAUUAAAUCACUGCAACCUAAAAGAUCUAUUGUUCAUAUUUGGCUAUUAUUUUUAAAAUUUUAAAUAAGUGAAAAUUUUGUCAAUCUAAUUGUCAGUAUAUUUUUUAGUUACUGAAAUUAAAUAUAAUUAAAAAUGAGUUAUACUACGUGAAGAAUCGAUAAAUAAUUACAUUUCACAAGAUAUAGGUCUAUAUUUACAAAUAAAUCAUAAAUUUUAAUAAAACUAAGAAAUCAAUUUGAUUAGGAGUAUU
Molecule: messenger RNA, 4534 nt
Organism: Psylliodes chrysocephalus
Lineage: Eukaryota; Metazoa; Arthropoda; Insecta; Coleoptera; Chrysomelidae
Source: the annotation of a GenBank genome assembly